AUGCCGUGUCCUCACACCCUCGAUCCCGGGCUGAGCUGGCUGUCCCCCAUGUGGAGCUGCCGCCGGUUCAGAGGGCCGAUGUCAGAGGAGCGCGGCGGGCAGGAGCGGCCGGAGAGUCGUGAAGAAGAUGACAGAAAAGUAAGGAGGAGAGAAAAAAAUCGAGUUGCUGCACAGAGGAGCCGGAAGAAGCAAACUCAGAAAGCAGAUAAACUUCAUGAGGAAUAUGAGUCUCUUGAGCAAGAAAAUACCUCCCUGAAAAGAGAAAUUGGAAAGCUAACAGAUGAAAUGAAACACUUGAGUGAAGUGUUGAAGGAUCAUGAAAAGAUCUGUCCACUAUUGCACUGCACCAUGAACUUUGUGACCAUACCAAGGCCUGAUCCACUUGCCAGCUGCCUACCAAGAUGAGUGCUGUCCUUAAUCACCUGUCAAUGUGAUGUGUGAAAGUGUCAUUAACAGGAGGUUUGACGAACUGCCUAGUGUGCAGUUCUUCCAUCUAAGAGGGCUGGACUCGACCACACAGCUCUACUCCACAUUGAAAUGUUACAGUCUUCUGAAUCUCAGGAAAACACCAGUAUGGAAAAAAAGACAAUUUGAACAGCAGCUUCUAACUUGGUAGACUCUUCAAGCCAUGGUUUUGCCUUUGGAAAUGUCGAAGUGCCAUGCAGCCCACUAUGGAGCGAUGGAAUGUAGACAGGGAAAAGUACCGACCUCAGACUGGGAUGCCUUUCUCCCACACAUCCACUGCCAGUAACCCUUUUUCACUUGUCACCUAUGCAUGUCAUGAUCUGGCUGCUGGGUUUUAUCUCUCUAAACAGGUUUGGUUAAUAAAAGCGAUGUCUCAUCUCUAUAAUGUUCUCCACCUUCUUCAAUAAUCAAUGUCUUUAUAGCAUCUCUGCUUUUCAUUUGCUGGUCAAUGCCAAAGUCUAGUGGUAAUCUUCCUCUUAGUUGUUCUAUUAUUUACUUAUCGCCUCUUCAUUGGUUCCUCUUUUGAAGUGUGUGUAACAAAACAGUUUUCUUAGUCUUUAAUAUUCCAAAUCAUCAGCCAUGCUGGCAUUAGUCCUUGGAGUGUUUUAUAUCCUAAAAUAUGUCCUGGUCAGUUUCUGAUGGUGAUUGUCUGCUCUGUGUAGAAGAAAAGCAAACAAGGUUUGAUGGUUCUAAACAUUGUUUUAAAAAGCAGAUUUUACAAUUUACUCUUUUAAUGCACCCACUGGAAAUGAAAAAGUAUCUUCAUCCUUCCUUCAUCUUGCUUAUUGCCUCUGGAAGAUUAUGUCUGUGGAUUGAGUUUUGCUAAGCAUUUUGUUUUAUGUCCACACUGAAGGUGUUUGAUAAUUGCUUGAAAGAAAAGCAUUCUGUUUUCUUUUUCUUUUUAGUUACAUAAAGGAAGUAUGAUUGCAAUGUUAUUGAGAAAUACACAGAAAAAUGUGUUUACUUUCUCUGAAGAUUCUUAAUAGUGUCAACCUCUUGAAAUGUGGAUUCUGUGGCUUGGGAUCCAGCAAAGAGUCUUUUUCUCACAGUAUUUCACAGUCAAAGAACACCUUUGGAUA
Molecule: messenger RNA, 1544 nt
Organism: Vidua macroura (Pin-tailed whydah)
Lineage: Eukaryota; Metazoa; Chordata; Aves; Passeriformes; Viduidae
Gene: BATF3
Product: basic leucine zipper ATF-like transcription factor 3
Exons: 3
Coding region: 1-405 (134 amino acids)
Biological process (GO): regulation of transcription by RNA polymerase II
Cellular component (GO): nucleus
Molecular function (GO): DNA-binding transcription factor activity, RNA polymerase II-specific; RNA polymerase II cis-regulatory region sequence-specific DNA binding
Source: RefSeq, a predicted model, not a curated record